AUGAAUAUCGAUCGAACCUGUCUGGAAGAUUUGCCAAAUGAGCUCUUUUAUUUCAUCUUCUUGCAUCUUACCCCACAUGAUUUACUUAGUGCUUUCGAAAACCUGAACCAACGAUUUCAAUUGAUGCUUGCUGAACAACCAUUAAUUUUACCAAGCAAUCGAUGGAUGAGAUCUAAACUUUAUCAUGAUUAUUUAACGAAAAUCCUUCCAAAAUAUGCUUCGCAGGUUGUUUAUCUUCACCUUUCCGAACGCUAUUGUCCAGGUGCUGUCGAAUCGUUUAUUUCCGAAGUAUCAUUGGACAAUGCAUUGUGGCCAGCAUUGAAAGCAGUCACAAUUGAAGAUGUUUCAUGUGAAGCCUUUGAAACACUUCUAGAUGAUUGUACAUCAUUAUUUCAAAUUCAAUCCUUCACGUUGAUUUCUCGUUCGAAUCAAUAUUAUGCCGAUGAAUACAAAAAAUAUGAAGAUUUUGAAUUACUUCUACUAAUUCUUGAUUCUUUAACUGAAUUACGUUCAUUGCAUUUACAAAAUUGGAAACAUCCGCCUGAUUAUGAUAGUGAAGAGCUGAAUCAACGUCUUUCUGACAUGCAAAUCCAUCAAAAUCUACAACAACUCUUCAUUAGUGAUUGUUCAGGACAACUAUUAGCCGAAUUAUUGAGUAAUGGUUAUUUACCACAAUUACGCCGAUUACAAAUAAGACUUAUACACCAUGGGCACAUCGAACCAACGAUUGAAACACUAGAUGAUGUUUUACCUUUACAACAAGCAUUUGCUCCUGAAUUACGUUAUGUGAAAGUUGAACUGUUGAGUAAUAUUACUUGGGUUUUAACCUUCUUCGAAGAACUCCAACGACAUAGUCAACUGGAUUAUUUCCAUUUAUUUGGUAAGCUUCAAUUAGCAAAUUCGAAAGAUUUACCUCGACUUGCCGACUUACAACGAUGGUUAACAUUAUCGAGUUCAAAUGUAUUUCGAUUUCGCAUGAAAUUCGAUAUUGCUCCAUCUAUGCCUGCUCUACGAUCCCUUGAAGAAGAAGUAUUCGAUGAGUAUAAGCAAGCAACUAGCAAAAAAUAUGCAGCACGAUCUGGAACGAUAGAAAUUCUUUAUCCUCAAAAGUGUUUUUUUCAGACAGACACAGAUGGCAUGAAUAAAACUACUUCAAGUAGUAGUGAUGAUGAUGAUGAUAGCGUUGACGAACCAGCAGAAAUGGAUACUGAUGAUGAUGAUGAUUCGUACUCAUCAAGCGGUAGUGAAAAUUGUCAACGAUGUGAACCAUUGGAUGAGAAUGCACAAGAAUUGGAACUUGAGGAGGAUGAUUAUGUCAACACGAAUUUAUUUGAAGAACUACAAGAAAUAUCUUGUUGGCAUCAUUUAAGAAAAAUAACGGUAAAAUUUAAUCGUUUUCCAGAUGAGGAUCAUGUUAUUGGCCAUCGAUUAACACGUUUAGCUCAUGUUAUUCAAUGUUCACCACAAUUACGAGAGAUUCACAUCGAACACAAUCUCGAUUAUGCCCGUGCACUUGCAUUUGAUGUGCCAUGUGGUCUUCUAUUUACUUCAAAAUUAGAAAUCUUUCAAUACACAACUGUCGACUGCAAUAGUUCAUUCGUCGAUAUUGCUCGACUCGUUCUUAUUCUUUUUAAUCAUUCAACCUCACCACCUCGUUUGAAGGAUUUAUUUCUCAAAAUUGACAAAGAUCCAAAUACGUGGCUCUCAACUGAUCAUUUAGUUCGAUGGAUGAAGAAACUUAUUAAGCGUUUUCCUUUAUUAGUACAUUUUACCUUAUGUUGUCCACCGAGCAGAGCUUUUGAAAACAGCUCUUAUGAUUUAUCAUACUACUUUUCGGAAUGUUGUGCUUUAUUAAGUGCCAGUCGGCGAUUUCAAAUGAAUGCACUUUCAUACCGAUGUCAGUCUCAUUUACUGGAGAUUUGGUUGUAA
Adineta ricciae is the source of this 1929-nucleotide messenger RNA. The record is from the annotation of a GenBank genome assembly. Lineage: Eukaryota; Metazoa; Rotifera; Eurotatoria; Adinetida; Adinetidae.